Messenger RNA from Bubalus bubalis (water buffalo), 3736 nucleotides. RefSeq names its product LRR binding FLII interacting protein 2 (gene LRRFIP2). Gene Ontology annotation, biological process: regulation of DNA-templated transcription. The coding region runs from base 421 to 2586 and encodes 721 amino acids. The transcript has 28 exons. The record is from RefSeq and is a predicted model, not a curated record. Lineage: Eukaryota; Metazoa; Chordata; Mammalia; Artiodactyla; Bovidae.
UUAUUGGUAUUAUUCAGGUACCUGAAUAGGUUCUCUCUUGCAAGUCUGCUUUUUAGUUUAUCUUUAACUGAGCAAAACACGUCAUUAAUCCUUUUAUUCACAUCGUAACAUAGUAUGAUCUUUUGGGGACAUUAAGCCCCUCUUGAUCCCAGGUAAAAAUAAGUUUCAGUAUUUGUUCACAGGUCUGAGAAAAACAGCGACAUGGAAAGAGAAAGAGCGCGAGGUUAGAGAGUGUCUUUCCAAGGCUGAUGGUAUGAUCCUCCUGCCAUGAAGCCACCUGUUGGUGUCUCUCUGCCUAAAGACCACAGUUCCGUAAUCCACGCCGCCCUCGCAGUGCCGCACUCCAGCCCUCAUGAACUCUGAAAGGGCUGAAAACAGUGAAGUCACAUUUCAUUGUUUAAAGACUAUUUAGAAGACAAGAUGGGGACUCCUGGUUCUGGAAGGAAAAGGACACCUGUGAAAGACCGAUUUUCUGCAGAAGAUGAAGCUUUGAGUAACAUUGCCAGAGAGGCAGAGGCAAGGCUGGCAGCAAAACGGGCUGCCCGGGCAGAAGCAAGAGAUAUCCGCAUGAGAGAACUGGAACGGCAGCAAAAAGAGCACUCUCAUCAUUCCUUUGACCGGAAAUGGGGACAGAUUCAGAAGUGGCUGGAAGAGUCGGAAAGGGCCAGGUCUUCCCACAGAUCCAGUCAUCGUCGUCCUUCUCUGGGAGUUGAGGAUGCAUUGUCCAUUCGAAGUCUUGGCAGUCACAGGUAUGAUGCUCUUAAGGAUAGAUCAUCAAGACUUUCAUCAUUAAAUCAUUCUUACAGUCACUCUUACGGAAUGAAGAAGAGAUCUUCUGGUUCUCAUAAAGACCCACUGAGUGGCCUCUACUUUGACCAAAGAAACUAUAGCAGUCUUAGACAUAGCAAACCCACCUCUGCCUACUAUUCUCGGCAGUCUUCCUCCCUGUACAGCGACCCUCUGGCGACAUCCAAGAGCUACAGGGCCUCCUCCACUGUAAAUUCUGGUCUGCUGAGAAGUGCCAGUCUGGUGUCAUUGUAUAAUGGUGGAUUAUAUAACCCUUACGGUUCUCGAACUCCAUCUGAAUACAGUUUUCACUCAUCAAGAGCGAGUUCAUCCCGAAGCAGUCCUGUGUUUCUCGACGAUGACACUGCAAGCAUUGCGUCUUCUGGUUGUGCCAGCCGUGGGCGAAGGGACAGCGUGGUUUCUGCCGCUGAUUAUUUUAGUCGCUCCAAUCGUAGGGGGAGCGUCGUCUCCGACGUGGAUGACGUGAGCAUCCCAGAUCUGACCAGCUUGGAUGAAAAAUCUGAUAAACAGUAUGCUGAAAAUUACACAAGGCCUUCAUCUCGAAAUUCUGCCUCAGCGACGACCCCUCUAAGUGGAAACUCAUCCAGGCGAGGAAGCGGGGAUACCAGCAGCUUAAUAGACCCAGACACCUCAUUAAGUGAAUUGCGGGAUAUCUAUGACCUUAAGGACCAGAUUCAGGAUGUAGAAGGGAGAUACAUGCAGGGGCUUAAAGAACUAAAGGAGUCUUUAUCUGAAGUGGAAGAAAAAUACAAGAAAGCCAUGGUUUCCAAUGCACAGUUAGACAAUGAGAAGAACAAUUUGAUAUACCAAGUAGAUACCCUCAAGGAUGUUAUUGAAGAGCAGGAGGAACAGAUGGCGGAAUUUUAUAGAGAAAAUGAAGAAAAAUCAAAGGAGUUGGAAAGGCAGAAACAUAUGUGUAGCGUGCUACAGCACAAGAUGGACGAGCUUAAAGAAGGCCUCCGACAGAGAGAUGAGCUAAUUGAGGAGAAGCAGCGUAUGCAGCAGAAAAUAGACACCAUGACAAAAGAGGUGUUCGAACUCCAGGAGACACUGCUUUGGAAAGAUAAAAGCAUUAGGGCCCUUGAGAAACUGAAAGAGCACGCGGGCUGCCUCAGGAGCGAGCGGGAUGCGCUCCGGGAGGAGCUGGCCAAGCUGAAGGCAGCGGUGGAGGUGGGAGAGAAACACGGCUUAGUCAUCAUCCCCGACGGCACUCCCAACGGUGACGUCCACCAGGAGCCCGCAGUCGGGGCCAUCACCGUCGUGUCUCAGGAAGCCGCCCAGGUCUUGGAGUCAGCAGGGGAAGGGCCACUCGACGUAAGGCUACGAAAACUCGCUGGGGAAAAGGAAGAGCUACUAUCACAGAUUAGAAAGCUGAAGCUGCAGUUGGAGGAGGAGCGGCAGAAGUGCUCCAGGAGCGACGGCACAGUGGGCGACCUGGCAGAGCUACAGAAUGGCUCGGACCUGCAGCUCAUCGAGAUGCAGAGAGACGCCAACAGACAAAUUAGUGAAUACAAGUUUAAGCUUUCAAAAGCCGAACAGGAUAUAACCACCUUGGAGCAAAGUAUCAGCCGCCUGGAGGGGCAGGUGCUGAGAUACAGAACCGCUGCUGAGAAUGCGGAGAAAGUCGAGGAUGAGCUGAAAGCAGAGAAGAGGAAGCUGCAGAGAGAGCUCCGAACAGCACUGGACAAGAUCGAGGAGAUGGAGAUGACCAACAGCCACCUGGCCAAGCGGCUAGAGAAGAUGAAAGCCAACAGGACGGCGCUGCUGGCCCAGCAGUAGGGCCCCGCCCGGCCCCAGGCCCGCCCCGAGGGGCUGCCCUUCGGCCACUGACGCAGACCCCUUUCAGGACUGUUUGAGCUUUGGCUUUCAGAUAGCCACCUUUGUAUUUUCUAAUUUAUGAGAGAAUGAAACAGGUUUGAAUCUUCAUGAACGAACACUUUGUGUGUAGUUUGAUUCUAGACUAAGAACUAGUCCAUGCCGUUAUUUUUUAUUUCCGUAAUUUUAGAAUCAAGUUUACUCACCAUUUUUCCCCAGCCGCCUCAGUGACUGGGCCCGGCUCUGGAGGACAGCAGCUCAGCGCCUGCUGAGAUACUUCCUGGAGACCUCAGAAACACAAGUGCCUUCUCCACGGUGCAAUUCAGACUACAGUGAUCUCCAGGGGCCAAGAGACACUUACCCUUAAUAUCAGGUAGCGUUUAUAUUUAGUGCAGAAACAAGUUCACAGGUGGGGAAUAUAUGUUUCACUCAAAUUUGUAUGUUUGGAGGAAAAAGCCUUUUUUGUAAGAUAUUUAAAUUUAUAUAAGAAAAUGUUAGAAAAGGAUAUGGGAAGUGUAUAUAAAACUUGUUUUAUUGCAUGGGGCAGGGGCGCCCAGGGCCUGUUGCUCUUAAAGUAAGAGUAGGGUCCUUAGUCUUCACAUCAGCUGUGCUGUAUCUUGUAAAGUAUUUCAUCUGCUGCUUAUUUGUGGAAUGAAACCUCAGACCAGCCCGAUGGAGGAGGAGGGAGGGCAGGCCAGGCAGGCGGAGGUCAGCCUCAAGAGUCUGUUAAACACACCCUUCUGCUGCCUACAGUCGGCUACUGACACAUUCGUUAAGAGGAGCCUUUAAAACAAAUCAUGGCAGUCACGCCCCUCCUAGCUCACAUCCCUCUUCUCUCCUUAAUGAAGAAUAAUCUGAAAUACAGAAUUUCUUUUAAGAACUUUGGUUUCAUCUUUAAAGGUACCCAGUUCAAGAGGAUUUUGCCGUGGAGUGUGUAGCCAUGUUGCAGUAUUUGUGAUUCUCUGUUGUUCUCAGAAUCGAAGUGGUUUUAUGGAAAUGAUUAUUGUAUCUUCAACGUGUUUACACAAAAAAUACGGGGGAAGUCUAAUGAAUUAAGGCCACAUAAGAUAAAAUUAGACAUGAAACUAGGUAAUAAAGUUAACUUAAAUAUGAA